This is a messenger RNA of Sycon ciliatum, 5819 nucleotides long. Its product is annotated as probable serine/threonine-protein kinase drkC. Bases 3311 to 4390 code for a protein of 359 amino acids. The transcript has 2 exons. Gene Ontology annotation, cellular component: cytoplasm. The record is from RefSeq and is a predicted model, not a curated record. Gene Ontology annotation, molecular function: protein kinase activity; ATP binding. Gene Ontology annotation, biological process: signal transduction; protein phosphorylation. NCBI's taxonomy places the organism in Eukaryota, Metazoa, Porifera, Calcarea, Leucosolenida, Sycettidae.
AUAAGAAGCUGGGAUAGGAUAAGAAAAGUGACAAAUACAUAUGCCUACUCCACUUCCACAAGUCUUUCAGGUAGAACCUGUCGCAGGUACUCAGAAAUAGUUUUGUCUAGCGCUGGGCAGUCAGUUCAGAAAUAUGAUCCGAAUUCUGCCAAGUGAUCGGAAGAUACAGACAAUUAGAGCAGUUUAGAAAUACUUUAGAAGUAGAUACUGGAUUACUUGAUCCAUUGCAACUCAGUUUAACUCCCUGAGAAGACCACGAUUUUCCGAAUAUCGCCUUGAAUUGCCGAAUCCCGCAAGGAACAAAGCUUUUUACUGUGGAUCUACAUCUCACACGUUUGAAGGCGUCGUCGUCAUCAUCAUCACUAAACACAUACCUAGACCUGGUGAGGAAGACUCAGGUAUGGACGUGCAGUCUGCCAUGAUUGCAGUGUUGUGUGUACUGGUGAUGCUAUGCAUGGCAAGUGGAAGAGCUGAACCUGAUCCGUUACCUGAACCCCUAACAGCUAUGUCUGCAGAACCAAGCUCUACCCUUCUAUUGUACAACGUUGAUAAAUACCCUGAGGUAGGUGACCCUCUCAGGCCAGCAUUCACACCGAAGGUGACUGUGUUUAUCAAGGACAAUGUUCACAAUGACCCCAAGGAAAUGAUUGUAACCUUUGGCCUCCCUCACGCUGAUAACUCCAACUGCUCUAUUGUCGGUGCAUAUCUUGACACAAACACCAAGCUUAAAAGUUGGAAGAAGAAAACUUUCUUCAUUCAUUCCAGCCGCGAUCAGAUAAAAUGCCAAUGCAAACGGUCAAUUCAGCCAGGCGUAACGGCAUCACCGGACAGACGCAAGUUGAUUUUCUAUGGUUUCGGGGCAGCUGCGUGUGCGAAGUUCAUUGUUCUUUACGAUGGUACUACCGCGACAACCAGUGUGCUGUCUGUAGUUGGUGUGAACGUCCCAUGGGCAUUUUCACCAGGUCUGGUCACUGUACGAACCAGGACGUCAUCAACAAUAUUCACACUCCUAUCCUAUGGCGGAUCACAUUGCGAUAACGCAAGCAACAGUGAAUGUCUCCGCUUCUCCACGGGCAUCUUCCGACUAACUAUCGAUACAUUAAAAACAUCAGCACCUGUGCGAUGGGAAGGAUCAUCACCAAAGUCCAAACAUAGUCCAUGUCCAAGUCACAGAUCUAACCCUACUCUUAUCAAUCUCAACGAUUCACACCUGUUGCUCUAUGGUGGAGUGGAAUCUGUUUCCAACUUCACUGAGCUACGACUAUUGAACGACUUCUGGAUCUACAAUAUUCAUAAGGAUGUCUGGCUUGAAGUUUCAUCUGAUUCUCUACCCAAUGACACAUCAUUGAGUCGUCCAGAUAUGAUGUCGUCUUAUUACACUGAAAGAGAGGCUGCUUAUCUCAGUGAAUACAGAACACUGAUUGUUGUGGUAAGUGUGGCAUACGGUCCUUUACAACUGUAUCUGUGUACGCUGCCAAUAGGAGCAGAACGCCACAUUCACUGCGAAUUGAAAGGAGAUGUGCAAGGUGUAAAAGCUUUCUUCCCAACUAUCAUGUUCUAUUUUUCGCUUUGUUCGGGCGCUGUCGACAAGUUCUUCAUCGUGUUUUACAAUACGGAAACAACGAAAACGUUUACUGUCGGCAAGGAGAUACAUCCCGCGAGAAAUACGUCACAGCUGAUGAUCACACCUGUGUAUACCAAAAAUAUAAGAAUACAAUUCCCGGGUUUUCAGGGAUGCAUCACCAGUGCUCCUGUGGCUCGUUCGGGUCGCCAAGGCAGCACCAACCGCUUCUUAUUUGUGGGUGGAACGUGCUACGACACAGCAUCGCGAGAGGAUGAAAGGUUUUCGAGGCCUUCUAGCAAGUAUUCAGGCGUUGUUUGGAACCUAGGGCUAGGGGUGGUUUAUUCUCGAAUCUCUGCCAGUCAAGUGUCUCCGAGCCCUGAUCUGACGAGACACUCCUCCCACACACUCACUUCACUUGGUGAAUCCAUAGCGGUACUCUACGGAGGAUUCUAUGGGGUGACUGGUACCUUCACAUAUACUAAUAUGACUUGGUGCAUGCUAACCCAUUACGACCCCUUGGCUCAAGACUUCUCUGUCUCCUGGCAACGCUUCGUCACACCUACAUCCCAGUCCAUGCCAUUACCACGAGGUGGCCACGUGGCAUUUCCGUACAAGCCAGAUGGCAUGAUAAUCCAAGGCGGAAGUGUCGGGUCAGAGAGAAUUUUCGGAGAUUUAUGGAUUUUAAAGAUCACAAGCCAGCGAUCAUGCACUGGAGAAUGGAUUGAACUCACUAAGAAUGUUGUUGGGGAACGACUUCCCCAAUGCUCACAACAUUCUGCGACACUCUACAACGAUGACGUCAUUAUGUUUGGUGGGUAUUGCAUAGAUAAUGAUAAUUCGACAGGAAGUGGUGCUGGUGAAACAUCCCUACAAAUGACAGAUCAUCUGUUGGUUAUUACUAUCAAGAACCUGUCUUUCAUAUCACUUAAACGCAUCACUUUGUCACGUCCAAUUUAUAUGCGCACGAGCCAUUCCCUUUCACGUUACACAAAUGAUUCCUUCUUGCUCCUCGGCGGAUUGGCGUACUCAAAUGAUGGGGAACACACAGCAAUAGAAGCACUCCUAUUACAAUUCAUCGCAGACACCACAGUUAAGGUCAUUCCAUAUUUCAACUUCACCAUUUUCAACCAUCAUGUUAUCAGGGAAUAUAUCUUCUCAGGUUUCAGAAAUUGGGCGCCCGCCGAGUCACUGAACUUCCUACGACUGCAGAAAGGCCACUAUUGUCCUGUUGCCUACGAGCGAACUGAGUACGAUUCCUGUCAGCCAUGCCCUCAAGGGUACCACUCGGCCACCAUUCCACAGCAAUGCAAGAAAUGCCCAGGUGAUUCGAGGACGUCAGGCCCUGGGGCCGCAGAGUGUACGACGAUAUGCACUGACAGCUUCUGUCACGGCCAUGGUGAAUGUUUGGUGGACCAGGGGAACAAGAUGAAUUGCAAGUGAAAAUUUGGAUACCUUCCUGAUGAUAACUGUCGGACACCAACCGUUUACCUCUCUCAGUUGGCAGCCGUUAUUUUCUCUUCCGUACUUGUUUUACUUAUUGUAUUCCUAGUGAAGUUUACCAGAAAACGCCGCGACUUGCGCAAAACGGAGAGGGAGCUCCAGGCCAAACACCACGAUCUGCGAAUUACUCAGAAAAAACUUGCAGAAUUGAACCGAGGAGCGCGACUUCGAUGGAUAGACUUGACCAUUGGCAAGCGAAUUGCUUCUGGUACAAUCAGCAAGGUGUAUCGUGCCCAACUGAGUGAUAUGGAAGUGGUAGUAAAGAAACUUCCCAAGCGCUUCAACCAAACAAGAUGGCGUAGUUCACCGUAUGAUGUAUUUCUGGAGGAGGCCGAAACCCUGCGAUCCUUACGCCAUAUGAACGUAGUCAUCUUCCUCGGUGCUGGUCAGGACAAUGCAGACGGUUGCCCAUUCUUGGUGAUGGAGUACUUGCGGCGAGGCUCACUCUACGAUAAUCUGCAUGAUCCGAAAGUUUACAUAGAACCAAACGAUCAACUGCGAUUUGCUCUGGACAUCGCUCGUGGUAUGCGAUAUCUGCAUAGCUCCAGUCCCCCACAGAUUCACCGUGAUCUAAAGAGUUCAAACCUAUUGGUCAGUGACAAGUGGGUGGUGAAAAUCGGAGACUUGGAGUUCACCAGAUACCUUUCUCUUGUGGAACGUGACGACCAGGCACAACCAAGCCAGGAUGACCAUACUGCAGCUGAACGGAAUGCUACAUCGGACAACACUACAGUUGCAGAUGGCACGACAGCUAUUGGGGAAGGGGAGAGAUUGCCCAAAACACCCAGCAUAAUGACGUCCACAGACACGUCGGACUCGAGCGACGCGGAUGACGUCACAAUCCCGCUCCUGCACAAUGUGAAGCCCUCGCCAUCUGCACAACUGAUAAACACCAGUACGACUAGCCACCAAGACGUAUCUCGUGAAGGAGGAGACACAGAGAGCAGGUCACGUGACCGUUUCACGGCCUCACAGCUACCUUCACGUGUUGGCAUGACGUGUGGUGUAGGGACGGACAGGUGGAGGGCUCCGGAGACGCUCAGCAAAAACAGCUACACGGAAAAAUCUGACGUGUACAGCUUCGGUGUAGUCCUGUGGGAGAUCACCACACGUCAACUUCCCUACGCACACCUGACCUGCUCGGAGUACAUCCAUCAAGAGAUCCUGGAUGGCAAUACGCCAGUCUUCCCUCCUACCACUCCCUACCCGUACCGUCACUUGGCUGAGAAAUGCAUGAGCGAUGUAGCACGUGACCGGCCAUCCUUCCAGAAGAUUGUUCAAGAGAUCGAAGCUUUGCAAGUCUUGGAUGGCCAGAGUAUAAUGUAGUGUCAAGUUCUCAUCAUUUUAUGUUCUCUUUUGGUGCUAUUCGAGAUCGCUCACACCCCCAGCCUGUUUCACUGUUAUAACGUAUUGACGCUGGUAAACGCGUCCGUGCAGGUAUUUUGUACAAUAUUAAUAUUAAAUUUUGAAUAGAGCGCUUCCAACGAGAAUAGGUGAAUUCAUGUUUGUUUCCAAAUUCUUUUAAAAUGUUCUGCUACUCCAUCUUUCAACAGUUUCUUGAAUGUAGUGUGAGGGAUAAGUUGUUUCUUCUUUGUUUUGUUUAUUGUGUGAUGCGUAUUGCAGUGCCGUCAUGACCCUCGGAAUAGUAAUCUCUUGGGUGUUAUUCUGCCCAUUGAUCAACUGUGGUUUUAACGUUAGUUGCUGCCAAUUGUUUCCGAAUCAUCCCGUAGUUGCUGCCAAAUUGAUUCUAUCUCUAUUGUCUCGACAUUUUAACUGCAAAUUGUAGCAGCCUGGUCUCUCUGCUGGUAUGCUGGUACAAGUGUACAUUACACAGCUUUUCUUUGAUGCUAUCAGCUCUUCCACUGAACAUGCAGUCAUGUGAAGAUUGCAUUGAGCGUAUGAGGGUAUAUGAGCUAAACUGUAGCUGUGAUGAUAUCUGUUGUAGGAGUACAGUAGUCUGCACGGUGCACGCAUCCAGUAGGCACGUGCCCUCACUAUGCACGCACGCACACACCUUUUAUGUGCUUCUUUAUACACUGCUGUGGACGGAAAAUAAAGGGUUCUUCUUGAAAACACAACAAUAUCUACCCCAGUUGUGCAUUGCUUUGAAAUCAUGAAUGUUUCUGCUUGCAACUCUGCAGUAGACAUGAGCCAUCCAUCGUGUGCAAUGUUCAUUGUUCAUCGAAAAUGUAGAAUUUUUGUUGUUGAGCUGUUGAGUAUCGAUCAUGUACCAUCCUACAUCCACAUUGUUGUUGAACUUCUAACCAAAGCCGCAUGAUUGCCCGCAUCACAAGCAAACAACUACAAUGUUUGCCUUUAAAGAUUUACAUACGGACAUAAUUACAAAUCCGAGGCAAUCAUGUCUGAUGAUUGCCUUACGGCAUGAAACUCAGAGUUACAACCAACCUGAACGUCCUCCGCUGAGUCUGCUAUGUACUGACAUAAUUAUGUGUGUGUAUGAAGGUGCGGAGUGUGCACGCACAUGUGUUUAGCUUCCAAUGCAAAAUGCUGAGUGACAAUUUUCUUGGACACUUGACAACAUUGUCCUUCUGGAGGGCCAGAGCGCUGCUGAAAACUCUGUCAUGUUUUCACCAUGUCAGCAUGUUUCUCUACCAACCGGUUUUAUAUAAUAUGGUUGCAGUCAGAAACACUUUUUUCCGUACACAACAUAGUGACCUCCGCCUAGCUUGUAACAUGCUGUCAUCAUGAAAACAAGACAGUUCCAGUGUACGUCAAAGCAGUCCGGCACACGAAC